Xenia sp. Carnegie-2017 is the source of this 775-nucleotide messenger RNA. RefSeq lists its product as uncharacterized. The record is from RefSeq and is a predicted model, not a curated record. The transcript has 3 exons. The coding region runs from base 101 to 640 and encodes 179 amino acids. NCBI's taxonomy places the organism in Eukaryota, Metazoa, Cnidaria, Anthozoa, Malacalcyonacea, Xeniidae.
UGAAUCGAGAAGUAUGUGACGUAACAUAAGGACAGGAAGUUUUUCUGAAGUGUGACUUUUGCUAUAAUUUCUACUUUAUUUACUACGGCUCUGCAUCAAAAUGCCUGAUAGAUGUGCAGUUUUCGUCUGUUCAAACCGAGCAAAUUCUGCGGAAAGAAUUUCUCUUCACCGUAUACCAUUUUACGGUGAUGAGCGUCCUGAAGCGAAGCGAAGACGUAAAAUCUGGGUGAAUUUUGUUGCAAGAAAACGCGCUCAAUGGACACCGACUAAGUAUUCGGCUGUUUAUUAUUGUGAUGGCAAAGAAAUUUGGGCAAAGUUCAAAUCUUUCCUGAGUCACAUAGUAGACAAGCACACCAAUUUGGAUAAUCCACUGUUUUCAAGUUGUUUUCAUGGCCCUGAUAUUAAACCAAGGGAAUAUUUGUUAGAAGGUUCAGUUGCUCAUGAAAAGCUUAGUGCUAAAUUGUUAAACCCACAGCUGAUGAAGUCAAUUCACCAGGCUUCACCUGUUGCUCAAACAAGUUGUUUGGAAAUAUUCCUUUCUGUCCUGAAUCAUUUUGCUCCAAAAAUGAUUCAUUAUUCCUAUGUUGGAAUGUAUUGCAGGUGGGCGAAAAUUUCCAAUAUGACAAUAGUAUGUGGAUGAAUUAUUUGAGAGUGUGAUGCUGUCAAUAAAAGACAAAGACGCAUUAUCAAAUUCACAAAAUCUUUUGAAAGAAAUGUCCCCACCACCAAUGAAUGUCAUGCUGCAAAAGCAACCCAGAGCUGAGGUGUUACUAAA